CAUUCUUACAUCCAGGGCACACACUGUGUUAUUUGGUUGCCAAGAACUGGUUUCUGCAUAUCCUCUCACAAUGACCUCUUACAGCUACAGGCAAUCCUCUGUCUCAGGUGGAGGGUUUGGUGGUGCUUCUUUCAGGGCCCCAAGCAUCCAUGGUGGGUCUGGUGGCCGGGGUAUCUCUGUCUCUUCUGCAAGGUUUGUCUCCUCUGGGGCUGGAGGAGGCAUAGGUGGUGGGUAUGGUUCAGGGCUGAGCAGUGGUUAUGGAGGGAGUUUUGGUGGAGGCUUUGGUGGAGGCUUCGGUGGAGGCUUCGGUGGUGGUGCUGGAGGUGGGUUUGGAGGCAGCGUGAGCGUCAAUGAUGGCCUCCUUUCUGGAAAUGAGAAGAUCACUAUGCAGAAUCUGAAUGACCGCCUGGCAAGCUACUUAGAUAAGGUGCGGGCCCUGGAGGAAGCCAACACAGAUCUGGAGGUUAAAAUCCGAGAGUGGUACCAGAAGCAGGGGCCAAGUCCAACCCGUGACUAUAGUGCAUAUUACAAGACCAUUGAUGAUCUCCGAGAGAAGAUCUUAGAUGCAACAACUGAAAACUCUAAAAUUGUCCUGCAGAUUGACAAUGCCAGGCUGGCUGCUGAUGACUUCAAAACCAAGUUUGAGACAGAGCAAGCUCUGCGCAUGAGUGUUGAGGGUGACAUCAAUGGAUUGCGCAGAGUCCUGGAUGAAUUGACCUUGGCUAGGACUGAUCUGGAGAUGCAGAUUGAAAAUCUGAAAGAGGAACUUGCUUACCUCAAGAAGAACCAUGAGGAGGAGAUGGCCGCACUGGCAGGGCAACUUGGAGGCCAAGUGAGUGUGGAAGUUGACUCUGCUCCGGGCAUUGAUCUCACCAAAAUCCUGGCUGAUAUGAGAGACCAGUAUGAACUGAUGGCUGAGAAGAACAGGAGAGAAGCUGAGGCUUGGUUCACCAGCAAGACUGAAGAACUGCAUCAAGAAGUUGCCGUCAAUACCGAACAGCUUCAGUCCAGCAAGACUGAGAUCACUGACUUGAGACGCACCCUCCAAGGCUUGGAGAUAGAGCUCCAGUCUCAGCUUAGCAUGAAAAAUGCAUUGGAAAACACCUUGGCAGACACAGAAUGCCGCUAUAGUGCCCAGCUGGCCCAGAUCCAAGGCCUGAUCAGCAACAUCGAAGCGCAACUGGUUGAGCUCCGAUCAGACAUGGAGCGUCAAAACAGUGACUAUAAGAUCCUAAUGGACAUCAAGAGCCGGCUGGAGCAGGAGAUCGAGACUUACCGCCAGCUUUUGGAUGGACAAGAACUCCACUUUUCCGGAACCCAUGGUAAGGCUUCUUUCAUUCACAGGUUUGUGCCUAAACCUUCCUUGCUUCCAACCAUGGCUACAAGCUAUUACCAGAGUUCAUCUGCUUCCUACGGUGGUGGUUUGGGUGGCGGGAGCCGUAUGUCCUCUGCCCGAAUGGGAACACCUAGCCUUGGGGGAGCUGGUGGCCGAAUAUCUGUCUCUUCUGCUAGGUUUGCAUCCUCCGGGGCAGGAGGUGGUUAUGGAGGUGGUGUAGGAAGCGGCUUUGGUGGUUCCUAUGGCAAUGCACUUGUUUCUGGUGGAGGUGGUGGCUAUGGUAGUUGUUUUGGUGGGGGAUUUGGUGGUGGUUAUGGUGGCUAUGGUGGUUUUGGCAGUGGUGGUGGUUUUGGCAGUGGUGGUGGUUUUGGCAGUGGUUUUGACUUUGUGGCUGGCGGCGGUGGAGAUGGAGGCCUUCUUUCUGGAAACGAGAAGGUCACCAUGCAGAAUCUCAAUGACCGCUUGGCUAACUACCUGGAUAAGGUGCGGGCUCUGGAAGAAGCCAACACUGAAUUGGAGAUCAAGAUCCGAGACUGGCAUCAGAAGCAGGCUCCCACCAGCCCAGCCAAGGACUACAGCCAUUACCACAAGCUUAUCAAUGAGCUUCGUGACAAGAUUCAUCAAACCACAACUGACAAUUCAAGGGUUGUCCUGGAGAUUGACAAUGCCAGGCUGGCUGCUGAUGAUUUCAGACUGAAAUAUGAGAAUGAGCUGCACCUCCGCCAGAGCGUUGAGGCAGACAUCAAUGGUCUCCGCAGAGUUCUGGAUGAGCUGACUCUGUCCAAAUCUGACCUGGAGAUGCAGAUCGAAGGGCUGAAGGAGGAUCUGGCCUACCUCACCAAGAACCAUGAGGAGCUAAUGAAAGAAUACAGCUCUCAGUUGACUGGAAAUGUCAGUGUUGAGAUGGAUGCCGCGCCUGGAGUUGACCUCACCAAAGUUUUGGCAGACAUGAGAGAACAAUAUGAACAACUGGCUGACAAGAAUCGCAGAGAUUGUGAGGCAUGGUUCUUUGCCAAGACUGAAGAACUAAACCGUGAAGUUGCCACUAACACAGAACAGCUACAGUCCAGCAAGAGCGAAAUUUCAGAACUGAGGCGUACAAUACAGAGUUUGGAAAUUGAGUUACAGUCACAACUUAGCAUGAAAGCUGGCUUGGAAAGCAGCUUGGCAGAGACAGAGGGACGAUAUUGCGCUCAACUGGCUCAAAUACAGAACUUGAUCACCGGCGUGGAGGAGCAGCUGGCAGAGUUGCGCUGUGACAUGGAACGCCAGAACCACGAGUAUAAGGUGCUCAUGGAUAUCAAGACCCGCCUGGAACAGGAGAUCGCCACCUAUCGCAAUCUGUUGGAGGGCCAGGACUCCAAACUCUCCGGGUGGUCUCCAAAAGACGCAUCCUAUGGUGGAGGUAGCAACGUCACCUACAGCAGCUCUACUACCUAUAGCAGUGGCGGUGGCGGCAGCGGCAGUGUCACUUCCAGCAAUAAAGUGCGCACUGGCAGUGAAGAAAGGAGAUACUGAGAUCUCAGCAUCAAAGUCCUGGUUCUGCCUUCAUUUCCUCUGUGGAAGCAUUUUCAGCGUACACACAAAUUGCUAAAAGAAACAUCCUUUCUCUUGCUCAAGUGUGCCUUGGCUUGGUCACUUCCAUAACAGCACUGUCACACUAGCUUUGUCUUGCUCAUCAAAGUAAAUGCACUGCAGUGUGUAAUGCUUUUGAUAAUAAAGUUUCUUUUCAGGCUUUUUUGCAGAUAAA
Messenger RNA from Eublepharis macularius, 3086 nucleotides. RefSeq names its product keratin, type I cytoskeletal 10-like. The record is from RefSeq and is a predicted model, not a curated record. The transcript has 15 exons. NCBI's taxonomy places the organism in Eukaryota, Metazoa, Chordata, Lepidosauria, Squamata, Eublepharidae. Bases 71 to 2854 code for a protein of 927 amino acids. Gene Ontology annotation, molecular function: structural molecule activity.